This is a messenger RNA of Camellia sinensis, 681 nucleotides long. Lineage: Eukaryota; Viridiplantae; Streptophyta; Magnoliopsida; Ericales; Theaceae. The record is from RefSeq and is a predicted model, not a curated record.
AUGGACAUUGAUUCAAACAAUCCUUCAUUGAAUGGGAGUGAGGAAGUUGAAGGGGCGGAGAACAAUUUGUCAUUAAAUGAGAUUGGUGAAGUUGAAGAACCUAAGAAGGGCAUGUGUUUUAGCUCAAAGCAAGAAGUAUAUUCGUUUUAUACAAAAUAUACGAAGCACCUCGGAUUUGCUGUAGCUUAUAGAACACAGAAUAUUAGACAAGAUGGGAAAGUAAAAUACUUUGGAAUUGAAUGUACUUGGACUCGCAAGAGAACAAAACGAUCAGAAGUACACCCUCUCAAACCAUCUUUGUCAUCAUUCAUUGAAUGUAAAGCAAAGAGAAUUCUUACCCCUGUGAAGAGAAGACUAGAAAUAAACGAUGAAGCAGGGAUAGGGGUGGCUAGGAAUUUUCAUUCUAUAGUUGUUGAAGCAUGGGGGUAUGAAGCAUUAACAUUUGAUGAACAAGAUGCAAGGAAUCAUAUUCAGAGUAUGAGAAAAUUGAGGCUUGGGGUAGGAGUUGCUGAAUCAGUUGCACUUUAUUUUCAUAGGAUGCAACAACAAAAUUCGAACUUCUAUUCUACAAUUGACCUCGAUAAAGAUGGUCGCAUGCGAAACUUGUUUUGGGCGGAUGCAAGGAGUAGGGCAACUUAUAAAGUAUUUGGGGAUGUGAGAAUGGUUAAGUUGCAUGUGUAA